Micropterus dolomieu (smallmouth bass) is the source of this 3395-nucleotide messenger RNA. Its product is annotated as NLR family CARD domain-containing protein 3-like. The coding region runs from base 43 to 3165 and encodes 1040 amino acids. The record is from RefSeq and is a predicted model, not a curated record. Lineage: Eukaryota; Metazoa; Chordata; Actinopteri; Centrarchiformes; Centrarchidae. The transcript is spliced from 8 exons. Gene Ontology annotation, molecular function: protein binding.
GGAAAACUGAAGGCUGAGGCAGGACUGACUGAAGUCCACAAGAUGAAUGUUGGUGUGGAGGAGGAGGAGGACAGAGCAGAGUCUGCAGCAUCCAGCUGUCUGUCUAUGAAGAGUGACUUUUCCAAAGAGGAACCUCCAUUGUUUAGUAAUGAACCUGGACCCUCAGACACAAAAGUUCAGUCCAGACAGAGAGCAGAGUCUGCAGCAUCCAGCUGUCUGUCUGCGAAGAGUGACUGGUCCAAAGAGGAACCUCCAUUCUUCAGUCCUGAACCUGGACCCUCAGACACAAAAGAGAAGAGGAGUCCUGUUUGUGUGGAGGGGCAGCCGUCCUGCUGUGCUUUGUACCAGGAUGUCUUAAAAGACCCAGUCUCUACCAGCUGUGGACAGAAUAUUUCUUCUUCACUUUUAAUAGAUAGUGGUCUGCAGGAGGUUUUAGAUGAACAUAAGAUCAGUCUGAGGAGGAGAUGUGAACGUGUGACUGAAGGAAGUGAUGAAACAGGAAGUGGAACCCUCCUCAACACGAUCUACACUGAGCUCUACAUCACAGAGGGACAGAGUGAAGAGGUUAAUACCCAGCAUGAGGUGAGGCAGCUUGAGACAGCUUCCAAGAAGAAGACCCUCCAUGAAACUCCGAUCAGGUGCCAGGACAUCUUUAAAGCCUUACCUGGCCAACAGAGAGCCAUCAGAGUGGUUCUGACCAACGGCGUCGCUGGCGUUGGAAAAACCUUCUCAGUGCAGAAGUUCACUCUGGACUGGGCAGAGGGCUCGGAAAACCAAGAUGUCGGUCUGCUGGUUCUGCUCUCGUUCAGGGAGCUGAACUUGAUCAAAGAUGAGCGGCACAGUCUCCUCACGCUGCUCCAUGUUUUCCAUCCAACAUUACAGAAGGUCCCAGCAGAGAAGCUCGCCGUCUGGAAACUGUUGUUCAUCUUUGACGGCCUGGAUGAAAGCAGACUUUCAUUGGAUUUCCACAACACUUCCAAGAAGAAGACCCUCCAUGACACUCCAAUCAGGUGCCAGGACAUCUUUAAAGCCUUACCUGGCCAACAGAGAGCCAUCAGAGUGGUUCUGACCAACGGCGUCGCUGGCGUUGGAAAAACCUUCUCAGUGCAGAAGUUCACUCUGGACUGGGCAGAGGGCUCGGAAAACCAAGAUGUCGGUCUGCUGGUUCUGCUCUCGUUCAGGGAGCUGAACUUGAUCAAAGAUGAGCGGCACAGUCUCCUCACGCUGCUCCAUGUUUUCCAUCCAACAUUACAGAAGGUCCCAGCAGAGAAGCUCGCCGUCUGGAAACUGUUGUUCAUCUUUGACGGCCUGGAUGAAAGCAGACUUUCAUUGGAUUUCCACAACAGUGAGGUUGUUUCUGAUGUCACACAGAAGUCAUCAGUCAACCUGCUGCUGACAAACCUCAUCGAGGGGAAUCUGCUUCCCUCGGCUCUCGUCUGGAUAACUUCCCGACCUGCGGCGGCCAAUCAGAUCCCUCCUUCAUGUGUUGACAGGGUAACGGAAGUACGAGGCUUCACUGACGCCCAGAAGGAGGAGUACUUCAGGAGGAGAGUCAGUGAUGAAGAGCUGUCCAGCAGAAUCAUCUCACACAUCAAGACCUCCAGGAGCCUCCACAUCAUGUGUCUAAUCCCAGUCUUCUGCUGGAUCACUGCUACAGUUCUGGAGCACAUGUUGACUACAGAGCAGAGAGGAGAGCUGCCCAAGACCCUGACUGACCUGUACUCACACUUCCUGCUGGUUCAGAUAAAGAGGAAGAAGCAGAAGUACGAUGAGGGACAUGAGACGAGUCCACAGGAGCUGACGGGGGCUGACAGGAAGGUUCUUAUGAAGCUGGGGAGGCUGGCGUUUGAACAUCUGGAGAAAGGAAACAUCAUGUUCUACCAAGAAGACCUGGAGCAGUGUGGUCUUGAUGUCACAGAGGCCUCGGUGUACUCAGGAGUUUGUACAGAGAUCUUCAAAAGAGAGAGUGUGAUCUUCCAGAAAACAGUCUACUGCUUUGUUCAUCUGAGCGUUCAGGAGUUUCUGGCUGCAGUCUACAUGUUCCACUGUUACACCAGCAGGAACACAGAGAUACUGGAGGACUUCCUCGGAAAAUACAAAACUAGUGACCGAUCACUGGAUGUCUUCCUGAGCAGAGCCAUGGAGAAAUCCCUUGAAAGUAAAAAUGGCCACCUGGACCUGUUUGUUUGCUUCCUUCAUGGCCUCUCUCUGGAGUCCAACCAGAGACUCUUAGGAGGCCUGCUGGGUCAGACAGACAACAGUCCAGAAAUCAUCCAGAAAGCCAUCAAUAACCUGAAGAAGAUGAACACGUAUGAGAUCUCUCCUGACCGAAGCAUCAACAUCUUCCACUGUCUGACGGAGAUGAACGACCACUCAGUACAUCAGGAGAUCCAAGAGUUCCUGAAGUCAGAGAACCGAUCAAAGAAGAAACUCUCUGUGAUCCACUGCUCAGCUCUGGCCUACAUGCUGCAGAUGUCAGAGGAGGUUCUGGAUGAGUUGGACCUGAAGAAGUACAACACAUCAGUGGAGGGACAACAGAGGCUGAUUCCAGCUGUGAGGAACUGCAGAAAGGCUCAACUUUCUGGCUCUCAAAUCUCAAAGACUCACUGUGAAGUCAUGGCCUCAGCUCUGAAGUCUAACCCCUCCCAUCUGAGAGAGCUGGACCUAAGUGAAAACUACAACCUGCAGGAUUCAGGAGUGAAGCUGCUGUGUGCUGGACUAGAGAGUCCAAACUGUAAACUGGAAACUCUAAGAUUGAGUUGGUGCAGUUUGUCAGAGAUCAGCUGUGCUUCUCUGGCCUCAGCUCUGAAGUCCAACCCCUCCCAUCUGAGAGAGCUGGACCUGACAGGAAACAAGAUGCUGCAGGAUUCAGGAGUGAAGCUGCUGUGGGUUUUUCUGGAGAAUCCGCACUGUAGACUGGAGACUCUAGGAUUGAGGGGCUGCAGUUUGACAGAGAUCAGCUGUGCUUCUCUGGCCUCAGCUCUGAAGUCCAACCCCUCCCAUCUGAGAGAGCUGGAGCUGGGUGAAAAUGAGCUGCAGGAUUCAGGAGUGAAGCUGCUGUGUGGUUUUCUGGAAAGUCCACACUGCAGACUGGAAACUCUGAGGUCAGACACCAUUUUUUUUUCUUUCUGUACUGAGAUUAAUAUGAUGUCAAAGUUGUGGUGACACUAAACUGCAGACAUAAGGCUGAUAAUAUACUGAUCCAUGCUGAGUAUCUUAAGUCCAUUGACUGUGGCAGAGCAACGUUGAGCUCAAAUCUACACUGGAUAAUUCACUUUGAACCUCAUUCUGAAACCUUAUUUUAAUUUGUUUAUUCUAGAUCAUGUUUUUUUAAAAUAAAUAAAAUAAAAUAAAUAAAUACAAUAACCUCAAUUUCCACUUUCAGACAAUAACAC